This is a messenger RNA of Plenodomus lingam JN3, 1482 nucleotides long. RefSeq lists its product as uncharacterized. Gene Ontology annotation, biological process: proteolysis. Gene Ontology annotation, molecular function: metallodipeptidase activity. NCBI's taxonomy places the organism in Eukaryota, Fungi, Ascomycota, Dothideomycetes, Pleosporales, Leptosphaeriaceae. The record is from RefSeq and is a predicted model, not a curated record.
AUGAAGAAGUACGAGCAUUUACAUGAUGAGAUGAGCUAUGUGCAAAGCCACUGCGAAAAAGACUAUGGGAGUGUGAACUUCGAUGAAGAGCAAGGGAAAGCAUUGAUCUACGAGACGCGCGGCGAUGAGGAGAAAAGGACUGUAGCGGCCAGUGUGCCUUCUCGGCAGCAAAAUGUCCUUUACAGAAUCACAAUAGCCAUCGUUUUACUGCUGACAUUGCAUCGUGUUAUGUAUGUCUGGUUAGCCGACUCAUCAUCUGAGCACGAAUGCGGAAAUGGGUUGACGAUUGAGGAGCGCGCAACGAAGAUAUUGAAGCACACCCCACUCAUUGACGGGCAUAAUGACCUAAUGAUAUUCAUCACGGGAAGUUUCCAAAACCACAUAUAUAAAAAAGAAUUCGCCGAUAAGUUUGAACAAGGCGGACUUGCCCAGCAUGUUGAUAUACCCCGUCUGGAAAAGGGACUCCAGGGCGGUGCUUUCUGGAGUGCCUUUUGGCCAUGUCCGCUGGGCGAUGGCACCAACUUCAGCGACGAAAGAUAUCACGACAUCGUCAAAUCUACACUUGGCCAACUUGAUCUCUUCCAUCGCCUAGGCCAAUCCUAUCCAAAGUACUUCACGCCUCCCAAGGAUAGUGCAGCCGCAGAAGCCGCGUUCAAAUCCGGCUCCUUCAUUGCCCCAGCCGCCAUUGAAGGUCUCCAUCAAAUCGGCAACUCAGUCUCCACACUACGUCUCUACCACCAGCUAGGCAUCCGUUACGCAACACUGACUUGGAAUUGUCACAACAAGUACGCCGAUGCCGCCGUGGAAACAGGAUCCGACUUCAGCGCUCACGUCGCAACACCAUUGUGGCACGGUCUGAGCCCUGAAGGCCGGAAUUUGAUCAAAGAGAUGAAUCGCAUGGGCAUGCUCGUUGAUCUUGCACACGUCAGUCAUGAUACCAUGCGAGAUGUCCUCGUCGGCAAGCCUGAUGGCAGCGCGGGGAAUUGGACAGGUAGCAUUGCACCCCCGAUUUUCAGCCACAGCUCCGCAUACGCAAUCUGUCCGCACCCUAGGAAUGUUCCGGAUGAUGUCCUUCAGAUGGUCAAGCAGCGUAAUUCAGUGGUCAUGGUAAACUUCAAUCCCGAGUUCAUCUCCUGCGUUCCCGGCAAGACGCCAGACGGCUUUCCGGAAUUCGUACCAGCGAAUAACACUUUGAUGCAGGUCGUGAGGCAUAUUCGGCAUAUUGGGGACUUGAUUGGGUAUGAUCAUGUUGGAAUCGGUUCAGACUAUGAUGGUAUUGAAGCUACGCCUACGGGGUUGGAGGAUGUGUCCAAAUUUCCCGAGCUCAUUGCUGAGCUACUGCGCCAGGGGAUAAGCGAUGAAGACGCAGCGCGGAUUGCCGGUGGUAAUCUGUUAAGGGUAUGGAAAGAAGCGGAUGAGGUAUCAAAGGAGCUGCAGAAAUAUAUGCUGCCUUUAGAGGAUGAUUUACAGCCUAAGUGGUAA